Messenger RNA from Abrus precatorius (Indian licorice), 651 nucleotides. Its product is annotated as ethylene-responsive transcription factor 1-like. Gene Ontology annotation, biological process: regulation of DNA-templated transcription; ethylene-activated signaling pathway. The coding region runs from base 1 to 651 and encodes 216 amino acids. Lineage: Eukaryota; Viridiplantae; Streptophyta; Magnoliopsida; Fabales; Fabaceae. Gene Ontology annotation, molecular function: DNA binding; DNA-binding transcription factor activity. The transcript has a single exon. The record is from RefSeq and is a predicted model, not a curated record.
AUGUCAGUCACCACCAUGGAUUCAGACUUUGCAUGUUUGAAACAAAUUCAACAAUACCUGCUUGACAAUGAUUCAAGCAUUCUAACAUCACAUCAAGCUCUUCCAAGCCCAAGCCACGAUAAUAGUUCACACACAAAUGAGUUCAAUUUUGAGCAUUCUAACACCACGGCAGCGCGUGAAGUCCACGCGCCUCCAAAAUGGAAGCAUUACCGGGGCGUGAGGCGUAGGCCGUGGGGGAAGUUUGCGGCGGAGAUAAGAGAUCCAAAGAAAAAUGGUGCAAGGGUUUGGCUUGGAACUUAUGUAACAGAAGAGGAAGCGGCUUUGGCUUAUGACAAAGCCGCUUUCAAGAUGCGAGGCCGAAAAGCCAAGCUGAAUUUUCCUCACCUCAUUGGCUUGGAUGAGCCGUUGGAGCCGUCGAGAACAACAGCUCCUAAGCGGCGGUUGACGGAAACUUCUCCACCAUCAUCACCAAAUGAUAGUUGUGAAUCACAAGGGUCAAAGAGGAGGAGGAGGAGCUUAGUUGAUCUACUAAAUAACUUAGCCAAAAAUAGAAGCCAAGCCAAGGUGGUUGAAAUGGCCUUAGAGGCAAAUGAGGUUGAACAAUGGGUGGAUGAAUUGAGUGAUUGCAGUUUAAUCCAGUGCUCUUAUUAG